CGUCUUUCCUCAGACACACACACACUAAAAGCAGAAGUCAAGGAAGUCGGGAAAUCAGCGGCGGUCAUGUGACGCUGGUGUGGGCGGGUCUGUGCGUCUGAGCCGGCCAGUAGCAGCGCAGCGUCGGUCCAGGUCCCAGCAGCUCCAUGGGAAAAAAAAAAAAAAAAAGCCGAGAGAGAGGAGACGAAUAACGGUACACACCAACAUUUAUGGAGCCGAAUAUAACCGCACCGCAUGUGUGUCUCCUCCUGUGGUGCAUACAUGAAUAAAAGUCUCCGGGGACGGACGCGGUGAUCGGCGGUUUUAUUGAGGGGAGGGAGGUGGUGGUGGUGGGGGGGACUGAGGAAAAACAAGCGGUCCACCAUUGUCUGCGUAGAAAUAAGAAUGGCCUGGAUGUGGAAGAGGAAGUUGUUGAUCGGCGCCAGUCUGAUCGUGGCAGUGUCGCUCUUCGUGGUGGUGGUGAACUACUCGGAGAAGCCUUACUUCCUCCUGCAGCCGGUGUUCGGUCAGACGUUCAGCAGCCACUGGAUGUUCUCCAAACAGCCGUACAAAGCCUUCAAGCCUCACCUGGGCUAUGUGAGCAUCCCCAAACAGGAGCCUCUGAAGCUGCACUGUGAGCUCUGCAGCAUUGUGUCCAGCUCUGGACAGAUGUUGGGCCAGGGUGCCGGCCCACAGAUCGACCGCUCUCCCUGCAUCUGGCGGAUGAACAACGCACCCACGCGGGGUUUCGAACACGACGUGGGCCAGCGGACCACGCUGAGAGUCGUCUCUCACACCAGCGUCCCCCUGCUGCUGCAGAAGCCCCAGUACUUCUUUGGCCAGGGCAACAACACCGUCUACGUUGUGUGGGGGCCGCUACGAAACAUGAGGAAGGACGGGAAGGGCAUCGUGUACAACAUGCUGCGACAGGCGGCGGAGAACUACCCUCAGGCACGAAUCUACGUCACCACAGAGGACAGGAUGAACUACUGCGACAUGGUCUUCAAGAAGGAGACAGGAAAAGACAGGAUCCAGUCUGGCUCCUACCUCAGCACCGGCUGGUUUACGCUCAUCCUCGCCAUGGACAUGUGCAAAGAGAUCCAUAUCUACGGCAUGAUAAAUGACACAUACUGCAAGACGGAAGGUUACAGAAAGGUUCCCUACCACUACUACGAGGUGGGCAGCCGGGACGAGUGUGCGGAGUAUCUGCUCCACGAGAGCGCCCCCUACGGCGGGCACCGCUUCAUCACGGAGAAGUCUGUGUUCUCCAAGUGGGCUAAAACUCAUGCCAUUAAGUUCUUCAACCCAACUUGGCAGCUGUUAUGACCCUGGCUGAACCAACAUGGAAACAUUACACCACCAUCGUCAUCAUCGUCGUCAUCUGGGCACCAGCUGAAUCACGACACUGACAGAAUACGUGUUCCCUAACAUGUGCGAGCAUCCAUUUUGGCACACUUACACUUCAUAUCUAUUAAAAAAAGGUUGGGUUGCUUGUCACAGCCUGGAUGGCUGUACUUCUUUUUUUUUGUUUCUUUUUGACAGUGGCCACUCAAUCAGACAAACUUUCACUCGAGGUUUGACCAACCCGGACAGCAGAAACAUCUCCUGCUUCUUGAACAUGAAGUCUUUUUCACUUUAAUUUGAAAAGAAAAGUGCUCGCCGCUCAUCACUGACUGUUCGAUCCACUCGCUGCUCUGUGAGUUUAGCAAAGGAUGUCUCGAAGACUAACUUGUAAUAAAAAGGAAAAAAACAACACAAAGUAGAAAAACAAGCAUCCGUCCACUUGCAGUGACCUCUGCAGGCCCUGCACACUGCAGAGGCUUUAUUUAAUUUUCUUUUUUUUUAGUUUUGUAGUUGAAGAACAGCUCCACUCCUGCAGAGAGACAAGUCACGUUGCCAUGGACGUCUGAGUUCGCCUACUCUGUUUCCACUGGAUGUCUGUCUUCUUCUGUCAGGCUGUAAUUAAUCUAUAACAAGCAUCAUUCAGGCCUUCAUUUCAGACUGACGGAGUACUGAAGGCAGGUUUCAAUUUACUCUGCUCCGUCAAAGGAAGCUCCGACAAACAAGAUCUUUUUGAAAAAGAAAACAAGUUUUCUUUGGAAGGUAAACCAGAUGUGUAGUUGUGACUCAGCAUUUUUUAUCCUUGGUUGUGUCACACAACUUAAAGAUGUCAGCCUGUUUUGUUUUUUCUUUUCUAAUGCUGUGAAAUUGACUGAAGAGACAUGUUUUGGUUGUUGGCUUGAUGUCCGGAUGGGUUGAUAAUUUAUUCUGCAGAGAUAGGAUCCUAACGCUCUUUUAAACAUGUGCCAUUGACAAUGUGAGUAUCACAGCACAGAGAGCAAUGUGCAAUUAGAAACUCCAUCCUUACGGAAGGAGUUGAAUCAUUUGAGACCCUGCAUGGGAGAGAUUUAUGUGUGUCGUGAAACCAUUUGGAGUUAAUUGUAUUCUAUUAUCAUUUUGUGCCUGCAAUAUACUUGGCAGUCCAUUGUGUGUGUGUGUGUGUGUGUGUGUGUGUGUGUGUGUGUGUGUAUGUAUAUGUAUAUGUAUAUGUAUAUAUGUGUAUAUAUAUAUAUAUAUAUAUAUAUGGAGAGAGAGAGGAAGGUUCUUUUGCUCAUAUUUACAUCCAGCUUUGUGCCUCUUUGUGUACAGUAUCGCCGCAUGAACACAUCUUCCCAUUUGUCUUUGAACGUUGCGUGCGUGUCUCGUGGUUUGGUCGGUUGCAUUUGAAUGUUACAGGACAGUGAAAAAUCAUCAGUGAAGUGCUGAGGUGUGGAGGUUGGCUGUGUAGCUGUGGAGGGCUGAGACACUCUUGCUGUGACCAUGACUCCACCCGUCCACCCCCCGAGGAUGUGAUUAGUGUCCCGGUCAAAGCCGUGGCCCAGAGGGGAGGACUGGAAGGAUUCAAAGACUUCUAAUUUAGGCGAUUUAUUCACAAGGUCCCUGACGACUGUUCUGCAGCUGAGCUUCACAGUUUCACUCUUACUGCAGAGUGCUGUUCGCUAUCACACUCCUUUAUGGGCAUUGAUUUGGUGAUUUACAGGUCAAAAGACAUGUAAACUGGCAGGUUCUUGGUUGACUUGGAUGUAGCUACCAUUGAGGACUCUGAAGUGCAUAGAACGGUUUGCACAGUAUAGUGUUGUGAGGAUUUUAUCAGCCAAUUACAACAACUUUUAGACUCUUGGGCCAAUUAAUAAAUUUAGAAAUCAAAGUUUCAGCAGUUUCCCCCCCCAGGAUGGCACUUUGUGACCUGGCAAACUUAGAUCUUCUUGUUGCAAAGCAACAAAUGUAGAAAACAUAACUGAACAGUUGACUGAACAAAUAUACAAAAUAAUAAAAAUGAAGAGUAACUUUUUUAGUUUUGGGUCCAAAUUAUCUGAGGGUGGUGGCUGUCUACAGCUCUGUGUCUAAGUUACCUAUAACUAAUAUUUCAACAGCAUUCAAACAACUAUAAUUUAGUGCAGUCCAGGUCCUAACUACACAUUGAAACAUAUUUUUGUGCUGUAGCACAAAUUGUAUGCUAGACCGGUAGUCUCUUUCCAUCCUGUCAUUCACUCUCAUGCAUGUUCACAAUAAUUUCCUUGCCGUCUUUAUCCGCGGCCGUCAAUCGUGUCAUCACUUGGUCAUAUCUGUCCAAUAGCAAAGUGGCACACCAUGAUUGUUAGCCAGUCAUAUUACUGCUUCAAGUCUUCAAGUACGGUUGUCUCUCUAUGCCUUCAGUAAGUUCAUGCUUAUGUAAUGCGUACCCGUCCACCCACCUCCCCAUCUCUGCCCAGUUUUUGCAGAUUCAGCUUCAGCUUCAUCAUUUCAUUCUCCAUCAGCUUUAGCAGAGUCAUCAGCCGCCACCACCCAGGUCUGCACUACUACUGGGGUGAUCUGUCUUGCUGCUAUUCGGUGCCGUUGCCCCUCUAUCAUAAAAAUCUCCCUGUAGAGUGAAAGACUUAAUCAUCACACAUCAUCUGUUAAUAAACAUUCAUCUGUGCGUCCGUCGCUUUUCUCUCCUCUCCUGUCUGAAAUGACUCACCCUUUUUCCACCACACAAACAUUUUUUAGGUAGACUUUUUGUACCUGUGCUCGACUGGUCAGUCAAACAGCCUCAGGCGGCUCCAACAUGUGUACAACAUUCAUUCGCACAGGAAGCAAACAAAUCAUCCAUUUCCCCGCUCAACUAUAAAAAAAAAAAACCCCAACAUAACAAACCGUAAAAAUUGCAUCUCAAACAAACACAUCAUGUGUUGAUCGAUCAUCAGUCCAAUUUUACUGUUCUUCAGAUGGAAGCACAAACAGAAAUGUGCAGCACAGUUUUUCAUUUUGAGUUGUUUGGUUCAUCUUUUGGUUGAAAAGGAGAUGAUUACCUUUUCAAAUGAAUUUAGCUAUGAUUGUUUUGCCUAAACGUGCCAUGGAGGGAAGAUUGUGAAACUUAAAUAUAAAAGCAGAAAAAGCAAAUAUGCAGAGGAAUGUUUUUAGAUUUAUUCCAGUUUUCAGGGUGUUAAUUCACGCGUCUAUUUUGACCUGUAAACAACCAAAACCUUUUUGUGUGUCAGCUUUAUGUUUGGGCACAUUUCUGGCUCAUCGAGCCUGAUCUCUCUGUUUUCUAGACAGAGCAAGGCAACCUCAGCAGUACUUAACAAGACUGUCCUACAACUCAGAACUCAUUUUAAGUCAACAUAGCUGACAAGAGCAUCAUCAAAAUGUAAAAAUGCCCUAUUUUAAAUUCCUCCCGGUGCGGCUCAGCGGCUAGGCGGCGGCCGCAACGCAGGCAGGGUCAUGGCUCCGAUUUCCCCUGGGACGACGUGCUGGAGAGGUACGCUGCAUCUCAGCACUGUGAGCAGCUGCGGAUCAAAGUAUCCAUCACACGAUAUAUGUAAAGCAGAAACGUCUCAUAGUAUUAUUUUUUUUUCUCCUCAGAAAGCCUGAAGAUAAAAUCUGGGCCCUAGGAAGAGUUCAAAUAUAUAUAUAUUUUUUUUUACUGUUCCUGUGGGAAAGUAGCCCUUGAUACUGAUGCGUGAAACUAUACAGUAUGCCAUGCAUGUUACAUGACUAAAAAACAUCUUUUAUACAUUUGCCACUCACAGCCUGUGAUUGUGCAGUCAGCUGGCAGCUCUCCACCAAUCAGUUUCACCUCUGCUGUACAGUACAUCCGCCAUAAAAUGUAAAGCACUUCGCAUCAAGAUAAGACAUGAUGUUUUCGCUGGGGGGACAUGUUUUGGAUGCGUUAUGGUGCAUUAUUUAAACACGUGUGUUUACUCACAGUCAGAAGAAGAGCGCUGUGUUGCUUCUGCUCAUCUUUCAUCCUCCUUUCUGAAAAUAUUGUCAUUUUGUUGUUGUCGGUGCAGUGCUAUGUGUGCAGCAUUGUUUUUUGUUUUUUUGUUUUUUUUACUGCUGCAGGUCGUGUGUUUCUGCUGCUUCAGGCUCUACGUUAUUUUCUGACCAACAAACACUCCAUUGUUCUCAGCCUGAACACCCGUGGACGUAUUGUACAGUACAUUAUGAAGAAUAGGCUCCAGUGAAUCAUCUAUGGCUCACACUAUGAAUAAAAGUGCAAGCAGCAUGGGAGAGACAAUAUUUGAUAUUUUUUUAUUUUAAGGGAUACUUUUUUUUUUUCUUUUUUUUGCCAAUUGUUAGAUGAAAUAUUAGAUGAUAUCACUCUCAUAUCUGUCUGUAAAUGUGAUGCACUUAGCUUAGCACAAAGACUGGAAAACAGAAGGAAAACAGCUCGCCUGCCUCUGAGCCAGGGUAACAAAAUCCACCUCCAUGCACCUCUAAUGCGCACUAAUUAACAUAUCCUCUGCUUAAUGUGUACAAAAAGUAAAGUGUAAAAAAAAAAAAAAAAGAAAUGUGCCAGACUACUCAUUGGCUUUGAGCUGUUGCCAGGCAACCAGCUGAGACUCCAGGAAGUUACUGUUCCUGGGCAGGAAAGAGUUUGACAUGCCAUCAUAUUAUUAUCCUCUGUAACUCACCUUUCAUCCUGAAUGUCUUUCAUCUGUCGAUCUGAAGAAUUGAAGCACGUUCCACUACAGCAGCUGCUUUUAGAAAUCAUUAAAUAUAAACAGCGCUUUGUGAGUGCAGAAAAAUGCAGCACCACAGGUACUUAUUUUUCCAGCUUUUAAGUUGAACUCUAAAAACUGUCGGUCCUCCUGUUUUCCACAGACACGUCUGAAUCAUAGACAGUAUUAAUCAUGGAUGUCGUAUCCGUGACGUCACCCACAGGUUUCUGAAUUGUAGUGGCCCUGGCCGUCACCAUGUUGGCAGUCCUGCAUCUGCCACCGCACCUGCUGAAAUUCACCCUCAGUACAGUACAGAAUGUGGAAAUUAGCUAUAGAGACCAAAACAGUUUUUUGUACCAGGCAUGUUUAUUUCUGCUGUGAAGUUGGACAUUUGAACAUGGGGACUUAUGGAGACUGACUUGUUCUGUAGCCAGCCUCAAGUAGACGUUUGAGGCACUUCUACAUUGGUUUUACUUCACAGCCAGGGAGGGUUACCGCUUGGUCUAAUGGACUUUUUCUGUCGAGCCAUGACACAUUGCAUAUAUGUUAUACUGAUGGGAAAUGGUAUACAUUAAAUGUAAAGAAAAAAAAAAUGACUGUGUGACAAAUGAAGCAAAUCUCAGCAUACUGGUGACAAAGGCUUGAUCCUUACUUUGUAGUUACAAAUGUUACUGGAACAGCUCACUUCAACUUGUUUCCAGUCUUUGUGCUAAGCUGUAGCUCCAUAUUUACUGUACAGCUAUGAGAGAGAUAAUUAAGUGCAUUUCCAUGUUGACCUUUUCUUUUAAUGACAUUUUUUGCCUCAAUAUUUUGUUCAUUUCACAUCCUGGUUCUUUUGUUUUCAUCCAGAGCUUGAACGGAUGAUUUAAAAAAUGGUUUAAUUAAAUGUUCUGAGCAGCGAAUUGGAAAAGAUUUCAUCCAUCCUCAAACCUGAAACAAACUCUACUUUGUGCAUCUUUGUACCUUGCUGUAUAUAUGCAAAUGACACACGCACACACACACGAAAAACACAUUGUCCAGCGUCUUGUCCUCAGCUGCUCUGCGGUGGAAAGUAUAACUCAAAGUUACAAAGCUAUUUGAAGGUCAUUUCCCUUAAAACAGAGCUUUUUUUUAAAAAAAAGAUAACUGAUUAAAUUGUCUCGAGGUCUGUGGAACAAAGAUGUGAAUUUCAUUAUUCUGCUUAAAAUGCUCUCAUUUUUCUCUUUUUUCCUCCUGUGAUCAGUCGAGGUAAUUACUGUAAUUCUGUUUUAGAGCUGAGCGUUCAGAUUUUAAAGAACUUUUGAUUGUCUGUCUGACUUCACCUUAAAAACCUCAGUAGAUCACUACGUAGCAUUUUAUUCUGUCCCUCUCGACUGUUGUACUUGUUGCCAUUUUCCCAAAUGCCUCAAGUGCUUUUAUUACAUUGAAUUUUAUUUCUUCCUUUUUUUUCCCUGUGUGCAUGUCUUGCUUUUAUUUCUGUGUUGUAAAGCACUUUCCUUUUUCAUUUUCAGGUCAAGUGUCCUUGUGAAACGCAUAACUUUGGGUGUAUGUUAAGUUACAUAGAAUGUAAUAUAACACUGAGGUUGUUAUAAUGAGUUUUUUUGUUUUUCUAACACGGCUAACACACAUUUUAAUUGUGGUGAAAUAACAUCCAAAUGCUGCAUGGAUUAUUGCAGGUUAUUGAAAUGUACAUUUUUGUUCAAAACAACAACAGAAAAAAAAGUAGUGUGUGUAUUAUUCUGUCAUUAGCUGUCUACAUAUUAGUUAAACUUAGAUAUAUUGUGAAUGUUCUUAUUUUUUACCAAUGUGGAUUCUCUGUGUCUUCUAUUCUCUUUGGGGAUUAAAGAAAUCCUAAAACCCUG
Molecule: messenger RNA, 7804 nt
Organism: Larimichthys crocea (large yellow croaker)
Lineage: Eukaryota; Metazoa; Chordata; Actinopteri; Sciaenidae
Gene: st6galnac3
Product: ST6 (alpha-N-acetyl-neuraminyl-2,3-beta-galactosyl-1,3)-N-acetylgalactosaminide alpha-2,6-sialyltransferase 3
Exons: 5
Coding region: 385-1305 (306 amino acids)
Biological process (GO): oligosaccharide metabolic process; ganglioside biosynthetic process
Molecular function (GO): alpha-N-acetylgalactosaminide alpha-2,6-sialyltransferase activity
Source: RefSeq, a predicted model, not a curated record